Molecule: messenger RNA, 1695 nt
Organism: Trifolium pratense (red clover)
Lineage: Eukaryota; Viridiplantae; Streptophyta; Magnoliopsida; Fabales; Fabaceae
Product: lipid droplet phospholipase 1-like
Exons: 10
Coding region: 207-1493 (428 amino acids)
Source: RefSeq, a predicted model, not a curated record
AUUCCAAACGAGCCGGAUUGAAAAUGAAAACUUAAAUUUAGGCGGAAUAUUUGACUUUGACUUGGAGUCGUUGACAUUUAUCUACUCUCUCAAGUUAGUUAGUUAUGAUGAUUGCAAACUUGUGAUCAUCUUCGAUUCAACUUCACUUUAACCUCGAUCGACUCACCAUAACUGCUUCACCUGAAUUUACCAAAAAAAUAUCGUUCAUGCUCGCCUCGGACUCCACCGUCGUGCUCCGAAUACCCGUCCGUAACCCGACCCGUUCACACUUCAACACUUUCAGCUUCGAUUCAGGAGGAACAACAACUCGAUCCAGACCCAGCUUCUUCCUAUGUCCUUCUCUUUCUUUCAAUUCUAUCAAAAUGCAAUUGCUCCGCCCAACCGGUUGCUACAGUAACCGUUGCCUUAAGGUUCACGCUCAAAUUGGCGGCCAAGAUUUCUUCAACGCCGCCGUCAGGGAUAAACGUGUUCCUCGUCACCUUGUUAUUAUGGUUAAUGGUAUAACUGGGAGUGCUUCUGAUUGGAGAUAUGCGGCAGAGCAGUUGGUAAAGAGGCUUCCAGAUAAAGUUAUUGUGCACCGCAGUGAAUGCAAUUCUUCAAGAUUGACGUUUGAUGGUGUUGACACAAUGGGUGAGAGGCUAGCUGAAGAGGUACUAUCGGUGGUUAGGCGAUGGCCAGAGGUGCAGAAGAUAUCCUUUGUCGCACAUUCUUUAGGAGGCUUGGUGGCAAGAUAUGCAAUUGGGAGACUUUAUGAUAAUUCUUCAAAAUUGGAACGUGUUGGUACCAGCAGAAACUGUUUCAGUGAAGAGACGACUGAAUAUUCAAAGCAAUGCCUUAAACAGAUUUAUGAAGCCAAAAUUGCUGGAUUAGAGCCAAUGAAUUUUAUAACGUUUGCAACACCUCAUCUCGGUUCAAGAGGAAAUAAUCAGCUUCCUUUACUUGGCGGUCUUCCUUUCCUUGAAAGAAGAGCAUCCCAAACUGCACACUUAGUUGCCGGGAGAUCUGGGAAGCAUCUCUUCCUCAUGGACAGUGAUGGUGGAAAACCUCCUCUUCUCCUGCGGAUGGUUGAUGACUCUGACGAUCUAAAAUUUAUGUCAGCUUUACAUGCAUUCAAGCGUCGGGUAGCAUAUGCAAAUGCGAAUUAUGAUCAGAUGGUCGGAUGGCGUACCUCGUCAAUUCGCCGUCAACAUGAACUUCCUAAGUCCAAUCUUAUUGUAAGUGAUGCGAAAUACCCACACAUCGUUUAUGUUGAAGGAGAGAACACCAAAGAAUUUUACAAUAAAGCGUCUUCAAAUGUUGGAGGCCAAACGGUUGACUUAGAAGAGAAGAUGAUAAGGGGUCUCACUCAGGUGCCUUGGGAACGAGUGGAUGUUAGCUUUGAGACAAGUAAACAGCGCUACGUUGCUCACAGUACAAUUCAGGUGAAAACCUACUGGUUGAAUUCAGAUGGCGCUGAUGUGGUAUAUCAUAUGAUAGACAACUUCCAUCUUUAGUCUUUUUGUAAAGUUUGAUGUCAACAAAUCAAUGUUGCUUGAAUGUUUUGCAUCGUCAUCCUUCACGGAUGAAGGAAGUGUUGUACAUUUUAUUGUGGCAUGGACUGUUGAUUUAAUGCAUCUUUAUGUAUAUGAGACCUGCUAUUUAGUGGUUCCUUCAUAAAUUAAUGUUAUUGAAAAAGCUGCUAUAUUUUGUUGUGUA